Molecule: messenger RNA, 1470 nt
Organism: Trichophyton rubrum CBS 118892
Lineage: Eukaryota; Fungi; Ascomycota; Eurotiomycetes; Onygenales; Arthrodermataceae
Exons: 1
Coding region: 1-1470 (489 amino acids)
Biological process (GO): L-arginine biosynthetic process
Cellular component (GO): mitochondrial matrix
Molecular function (GO): L-glutamate N-acetyltransferase activity, acting on acetyl-CoA as donor; arginine binding
Source: RefSeq, a predicted model, not a curated record
AUGUGCUGCUGCAUUGUAUUAGAAGUCAAUAACACUGGAAAUGACAUUGACUGCCGGAAGCUUGCGUCCACCCAAGCCAGUCGCAUUGCAGCCAGAAUUGACAAAGUUCACAGCCUAGGCGCACGGCGACUAGAUUCCGCAGUGUCUCUGGAUGCGUCUACACAUGAUGUAUCCAUUCUGUCAAGGAAUUUCCUUCUUUCGCCCCUUUCUCGUGGCCAGAUAGUUGUGAUUGACCCCGUCGGGUACACAAACGAUACGUCGAAAGCUCGCCCAGUUGCAGCAGAUGAGAUCAUAUUGGCAUUAACAAAGGAGCUAGCUGGUUUAUCUAGCAAGUCUGGCCUAAGUGAGGCUUCUGCUGAAACGCUCCAAAAAGUUCCGCAGUGGCAACAUGAUAUAUCAGUUGAGAGAUUGAUCAUUCUAGACCCACUAGGCGGUAUUCCGUCCCUAGGCCGUGGACUGCAUAAAUCUCAUGUGUUCAUUAAUCUUGAACAGGAAUAUGAAGAUAUUCAAAACGAGAUAGCCCAAGCAAUCCCUAACCCGCAAAAAUCAGCUCACAGUGGACUUCAGGCCGAGUUGAAAGGCCAUUUGGCUAACCUAACCUUACUACAGAAAGCACUUGCUCUCCUCCCUACCUCUUCCUCGGGCCUUAUUACCACUCCUCAAGAUGCAACGACCUUACCUCUAAAUCAUAAUGGUAUCCAUGGAACCCCAGCCGUGGGUACUCGCCAGCGGCGGAAUCCCUUGAUACAUAACCUCCUCACAGACAAACCUGUUCUUUCGGCAUCACUGCCUGCCAGGCGCCGUGGUGGGGAAAAGGGUGAUAAUGUCCCUAACAGUCAACCGUCCCAUCCUACUUUUGUGAAGCAUGGUAUGCCACUUACCAUGAUACCUGACCCACGGGUUAAAUGCUGGACCGCAGCGCACAACGACAGCUCCCGCAUAAAUCUGGAUGAUCCUGCAAUAGACCUGCCACGACUAGUCCAUCUCAUUGAUGACUCGUUUAAUAGAAAGCUGGACGUUGAACAUUAUUUGGAUCGUGUGAAGGAUCGGCUAGCAGGCUUGAUUAUUGCCGGGGAAUAUGAAGGCGGAGCAAUUUUAACUUGGGAGCUCCCUCCGGGUAUCCCUGAUGACGGUAGUCCUGAAAGCAUGUCCCGAAUGGUUCCUUAUCUAGACAAGUUUGCCGUCUUAAAAAGAAGUCAAGGGGCAGGGGGUGUUGCUGACAUCGUUUUUAACGCCAUGGUGCGAACCUGCUUUCCAGAAGGUGUAUGCUGGCGAAGCCGAAAAAACAAUCCUGUCAACAAAUGGUAUUUCGAGAGGUCGAGAGGGACUUGGAAACUCCCAGACUCGAAUUGGGCAAUGUUCUGGACUACUGACAAUGUCCCAGAGAAUGAGCAGCUUUUUGAAGAUUAUGAGAGUGUCUGUCGCUCAAUUCAACCGAGCUGGGCAGAUAAUAAAAAAGAAGUGGAUUAA